This is a messenger RNA of Nestor notabilis (Kea), 1401 nucleotides long. It is a transcript of the gene CHIA, whose product is annotated as chitinase, acidic. Lineage: Eukaryota; Metazoa; Chordata; Aves; Psittaciformes; Psittacidae. The record is from RefSeq and is a predicted model, not a curated record. Gene Ontology annotation, molecular function: chitinase activity; chitin binding. Gene Ontology annotation, cellular component: extracellular region. Gene Ontology annotation, biological process: carbohydrate metabolic process; chitin catabolic process. The transcript is spliced from 11 exons. The coding region runs from base 1 to 1401 and encodes 466 amino acids.
AUGGCCAAGCUCACUUUGCUCACCAGUCUGGCCCUGCUGCUGAAUGCCCAGGCAGGCACUGCCUAUGUGCUGUCAUGUUACUUCACCAACUGGGCCCAGUAUAGGCCUGGCUUGGGAAGAUUCCUGCCUGACAACAUCGACCCAUUCCUGUGUGACCAUCUGAUCUAUGCCUUUGCUGGGAUGUCCAACAAUGAGAUCACAACUUCCGAAUGGAACGACAACACCCUUUACCAGUCCUUCAAUGGCUUGAAGAACCGGAACACAAAUCUGAAGACCCUCUUGGCAAUUGGAGGAUGGAAUUUUGGAACAGCCCAGUUCUCCACAAUGGUUUCCACACCUGAGAACCGCCAGACGUUCAUCAAUUCCGUCAUCAAAUUCCUGCGCCAGAAUCAAUUUGAUGGGCUGGACAUUGAUUGGGAAUACCCUGGCUCCAGAGGCAGCCCAGCCCAGGACAAGACUCUCUUUACCGUCCUGGUUAAGGAAAUGGUGGCAGCCUUUGAGCAGGAAGCCCAACAGGUCAACAAGCCCCGUCUCAUGGUCACCGCAGCCGUUGCCGCAGGACUUUCCAACAUCCAGGCUGGCUACCAGAUUCCUGAGCUUGGGAAGUACUUGGACUACAUCCAUGUGAUGACUUAUGAUUUCUAUACCUCUGGGGAUGGACAAACUGGGGAGAACAGCCCUCUCUACGGUGAUGGUAACACCUACUUCAGUGUUGAAUAUGCUAUGAACUAUUGGAAGAACAGUGGUGCUCCAGCUGAGAAGCUCCUUGUUGGAUUCCCAACCUAUGGACAUACCUUCAACCUCCAAAGCCCAUCCAACACUGCUAUUGGGGCACCAACAUCAGGACCUGGGCCAGCUGGACCUUACACAAGGCAGGCUGGGUUUUUGGCUUACUACGAGAUCUGCACAUUCCUGAAGUCUGGAGCCACCCAGGCUUGGGAUGCCCCCCAGGAUGUGCCCUAUGCCUACAGCGGCAGCGAGUGGGUUGGCUAUGACAACAUCAAGAGCUUCAACAUCAAGGUUGACUGGUUGAAGAAGAACAAUUUUGGAGGCGCUAUGGUUUGGGCCCUUGAUCUGGAUGACUUCACUGGCUCUUUCUGCCAGCAGGGCAAAUACCCCCUGAUCACCACCCUGAAGAACAGCCUUGGUCUGCAGAAUGGCAACUCUGCGUCUGCAUCUCAGCCCAGUGCUCCUGCCGCUGAGCCCCCCUCUAACGCAGGUGGAAGUGAGAGCGGGGGCUCUAGUGUUAGUAACUUCUGUGCUGGCAAGGCCAAUGGCCUCUAUGCAGAUCCAACCAGCCAGAGAAGCUUCUACAACUGCCUGAAUGGAGAAACCUAUGUGCAGAGCUGCCAGAGCAAUCUCGUCUUUGAUACCAGCUGCUCCUGCUGCAACUGGCCAUGA